Verticillium alfalfae VaMs.102 is the source of this 1002-nucleotide messenger RNA. RefSeq lists its product as hypothetical. The record is from RefSeq and is a predicted model, not a curated record. Gene Ontology annotation, cellular component: nucleus; Smc5-Smc6 complex. The transcript has a single exon. Lineage: Eukaryota; Fungi; Ascomycota; Sordariomycetes; Glomerellales; Plectosphaerellaceae. Gene Ontology annotation, biological process: DNA damage tolerance; double-strand break repair via homologous recombination. Bases 1 to 1002 code for a protein of 333 amino acids. Gene Ontology annotation, molecular function: ubiquitin-protein transferase activity.
AUGGCGAACGUCGCACUGCACUACCGCGACGGCAACCGGGCCUUCCUCCAGGCCUUCAUGGCCCGAGGCGCCCUGACGUUCGAGGACGCCCGACCGAUUUUGGCGGCCAUCUUCUCGGCCGACGAGAACCAGCUGGUGACGGAGGACAAGGUCACACGUCAAGACUUUGACUCGUACGUGGCCGCCGCCACGGAAGCGAUAUCCUUCUUCGACUACGAGAUCCGCAGCUCGGUGCACCAGGCGACGAGCAAGCGAGUCUUUGCGCUCGUCAACACAACGUCGGACCCCACGACGCAGCUCGCGACGACGUACGCGCCGGACGAGUUGAGCUUCGUCAAGCGCGUGCUGGACGCCAUGUUCGACACGUACAACACGCCGCGCAUGGAGUGCAUGUGCCUCGACAGCAUGCAGGUCAUCAAGCUGGCACGACCGCCGAAAUCCCGCCAUGACAAUCCCAGCCAUCACGAGGAAGCAGAGGAGGAGAACGGAGACGGCGGGGGGGCCACGCAGGCGCAGACGCAGACGCAGGCGCCCACGGACAAGGGCCUCAAGCACAGCGAGGUCGAGGCCAUGGCGGCCAAGCUCGUCAGCGAGGGGUGGCUCGAGAAGUCGCGCGAGGGGUUCUACAGCCUGAGCCCGCGCGCGCUCAUGGAGCUCCGGACGUGGCUCGUCGAGUCGUUCAACGACGCCGAGGCGGCGGCCGGGGACUGGCAGCGCAUCAAGUUUUGCGAGGCGUGCAAGGACAUCAUCACGCAGGGGCAGCGGUGCGCGGCGCGGGAUUGCAACAUGCGGCUGCACGACAUGUGCGGAGACGCGUACUGGCGGGCGCGGCGGGAGAAGAAGUGCCCCGCGAUGCGCGACGGCCUGGACGGGGGAGCACUUUGUUGGCGAGAGGGCGAUCACAAGCAAGGAGGCCUACCAGAGGGGACGCAGGCGGAGCGGGCACCAGAGGGCGAGCGCCGUGGACGAAGUCAUGAGGGAGGAGGGCGAGGCCAGCAGUGA